AUCAUGCAUUGCCACACACACACACACACACACACACAUGCCAUGCAUCCAUCUGUCUAUAUCAUUUGCGGAAGGACAGACAGAGCUACUCAGUCUUAAGCCCGUUUACCACGAGGCACACUGAUAUGUACUGGAACCACCAGUCGGCCGCACCGUUGCCGCCCCAUAGCAUAAAUGGUCGCCGCACAAAUGCAUGCCGUCCAGGCCUCCGCCCCGAAAAUACAUAAUCAACAUUACUUGCUUUGCCCUCAAUGCAAUUCAGUAGCUCAAGCGAAUCGCCCUCAUCGUACUGGUCAUAAUACUAUCACAGCCACAGACAAACAGACAAAGAAAGGCCUCGAUAGCUGUGCUGAUGUUAUAAGAGGCUAACUUACCCGAGGGCUCCGCGCGUCAUCAAGAAAACUACGCCAGUUGCCAACGACUUCAUCUCUUUUCUCAGAGAUGACUUCUCCGUGCAUCUCAGGCUUGACCCUCUCCUUGCCAUCACCAAUUUCCUCCCAGUAAUGAUCACUUUCAAGCAU
Vitrella brassicaformis is the source of this 521-nucleotide messenger RNA. NCBI's taxonomy places the organism in Eukaryota, Vitrellaceae. The record is from the annotation of a GenBank genome assembly.